This is a messenger RNA of Fonsecaea nubica, 1782 nucleotides long. RefSeq lists its product as hypothetical. Gene Ontology annotation, molecular function: sequence-specific DNA binding; DNA-binding transcription factor activity. The transcript has a single exon. NCBI's taxonomy places the organism in Eukaryota, Fungi, Ascomycota, Eurotiomycetes, Chaetothyriales, Herpotrichiellaceae. The record is from RefSeq and is a predicted model, not a curated record. Gene Ontology annotation, biological process: regulation of DNA-templated transcription. The coding region runs from base 1 to 1782 and encodes 593 amino acids.
AUGAGUACCCUUUUUCAACCCGCUCUGAGAAAUCCUUUCGGCUCUCCUAUCGAACCCUCACAGAGACCUCGAUCAAUGGCCAUCCUGCCUCAAAGCGCCACUAAUAAUCACCCCUCGCCGAAGUCGAUUCAGGAGGACUCGAUCAUGACCUCUCCGGCUCCUCCGAACAUGGGACCCCCAGGGCCGGGAGCAGGUGGAAGUCCCGAGGUGGACCAAGGACAGGGCAACAAUAUCUCAAAUGGCGCCCGGGAGCAGGUCUCUCUUGGUACCAACAGCAGCACCGCCGCAGGGGCUGUCGGAGCCUCUCAGGGGCCCAAGGUGGUGCAGACAGCUUUUAUUCACAAGCUAUACAGUAUGUUGGAGGACAAGACCAUUCAACAUCUCAUCUCCUGGUCCAAUACCAAUGAGAGUUUUGUCAUGUCCCCUUCGAACGAAUUCUCGAAAGUUUUGGCCCAAUACUUUAAACACACAAACAUCUCCUCCUUUGUUCGACAACUGAACAUGUACGGGUUUCACAAGGUCAGCGAUGUCUUCCAUACCGGAUCUCCCGAAUCGGCUCUGUGGGAGUUCAAGCACGGGAACGGCAACUUUAAAAAGGGCGAUCUGAUGGGCCUGCGAGAGAUCAAAAGACGCGCUUCCCGACAUACUUUGAUACACCGCGACUCGUUCUCGAAUGCGAAACCCGGUGUCUCUCAACCAGGCACGCCUGCUGAUGUUAUGCCUGACACAGACCAGCGUCUGGCAAGCCUCGAACAAGCCUUCUACGAUGUCCAAUCAAGACUACAGCGGACCGAAGAAAGUUACGCACUGGCGAACUCGAGGUGUCAAGCAUUGACCGAGGGACUGGUCCGAUGCCAUCAAUGGCUCCAUAAUCUUACGGGCGCUGUCCAGACAAUGUCCUCCCCCGAAUCAGGAUUAUACGCGGAUAUCGGCAGUAUCCAAAAAGAAAUUGCGCGACAGCUUGAAUAUGUACGUGCUUUGGAGGUGCCCCAGGAGUCGUUGCAAAACGGCAGACAGUCGUUCUACCCGGGCGGUUCCACCCUGGAACCGCCUCUCUCCCCUCGGGGACUCAAUUAUCCAGACAGCCGAAGAUCCUCCGUCCAGAUCGAGUCCCAGCAUGUAGGAUUACGUCCUCCCGUCCCGCCGAUACCACCUCAGUUUUCUUCUUCAUCGCCACGUCGCUUUGGGUCCAUCAGCAUUCCCCAUGUCUCUCCCGGGUUCAGUCGUCCUGCCCUCCCGCCACAGCCGCCAGCCAGCGUACAUCCUUUGGCCUCGGUAGUGACACCACCGAUGAACUUGGUGAGGAGACACACGUCAGCUGAUAUUCGAGAGCACGGUUGGCCGCCUCCUAACGGGAACGGCGGGAACGGAUCGCCCUAUGCUUCUGGACAAUCGUCGGUGCAAUGGCAGCCGUCUUCACCGCAGCAGCCACCUCUGGCUGCCGGCGACCAACAAAUUCGUGAUCAAUUGGCUCAAUAUGAGAUUAAUGGUCCUAGGAGGAAUGCUGCGGUGAACCAGCCGAGCCAGUCCACACCACCACUUAACUCGAACUCCGAGGCACCACCCGCAGGUCUCGGAGUCGAGAACGUACCUUGGCCAUUGGGAGGCAGCAAAUUCCCACGGCCGAACUUUGAGCUUCAUUCGGCCCCCGCCACGCGGAGAGGUAGUAUGGCGACUUUGCAUUCGUUGCUGAACCCCGCUGAGACAGCGGAGCAAGAAAAUGAGGAUGAAGGACCUGGUCACGGCCGAGAUGACGACCGGAAACGGAAACGACUGACAUGA